AUGAUGGUCCGGGUGGCGUUGAGACAACUCUGGCAGGUGGAGGCUGCGUGCAAUUUCAUCAAAUCUCGCGUGGACUCCAGCAGUGUUGAUUCCCUCUUCUACGCUGCACAGUCCAUCCGGGUCCUGUCUGGCUGCGAGGUUACCAUUUCAAAUGAGACCAGGGAGCUGCUGCUUGCAGCUGUCAGCGAGGAUUCCUCAGUCACCCAGAUCUUCCACGCCGUUGGGGCCCUGAGUGGCUUUGGCCUUCCUUUAGCAUCUCAGGAAGCACUUAGUGCUCUUACUGCUCGUCUUAGCAAAGAAGAAAAUGUGCUGGCAACCAUCCAGGCUUUGGAGACGGCAUCUUACUUGUCCCAGCAGGCAGAUCUAAGUGGCAUUGUGGAGGAGAUAGAGGAUCUUGUUGCUCGCCUGGAUGACUUGGGUGGAGUUUAUCUGCAGUUUGAAGAAGGAAUUGAGACUACUGCACUGUUUGUUGCUGCUGCCUAUAAGCUGUCGGACCACGUGGGUACGGAGCCAGCCAUGAAGGAGGAUCAAAUUAUCCAGUUGAUGAAUGCAAUUUUUAGCAAGAAAAACUUUGAGACGCUCUCGGAGGCCUUCAGCGUUGCUUGUGCCGUGGGUUCUUUAUCCCGGAACCGCUACCACUUGCCUGUCAUUAUUGUCCCCGAUGGGCCUGCAGCUGUGUCUCACCAUCAGCCCAUACUCAGGCUACAAGUGACCGAUGUUAUGUCCCAGCCACUGACUCAAGCUUCUGUAAAGCUUGACUACGCCAAGUCUGCAUCUAGCAAAGCCACUGUCCUUCAACAGACAGCAUUUGCUCUGUCAGGAGACAUCUUUGAGCUGAACUUCAUGAAUGUGAAACCUGCAAGUGGAUAUUAUGAUUUCUCUAUCAGUGUGGAUGGAGAUAAGCGAUUUAUUGCUAACAAAGUUGAGCUGAAAGUAAAAGUUUCCACGGAAGUUGGGAUUACUAAUGUAGAUCUUUCUACUGUGGAUAAAGAUCAGAGCAUUGCACCAAAAACAACCAGGGUAGCUUACCCAGCCAAAGCCAAGGGCUCAUUCACUGCUGACAGCCAUCAGAAUUUUGCUUUAUCCUUCCAGCUGAUAGACGUGAACAGUGGAGCUGAACUCAUCCCUCACCAGACUUUUGUCCGACUUCACAACCAAAAGACCGGCCAGGAGGUAGUGUUCGUUGCAGAACCAGACAGCAAGAACAUAUACAAGUUUGAACUGGAUACCUCUGAAAGAAAGACUGAAUUUGACUCUGCCUCUGGUACCUACACUCUUUACUUGAUAAUUGGAGAUGCCACUCUGGAAAAUCCAAUCCUGUGGAAUGUGGCUGAUGUUGUGAUCAAAUUCCCAGAAGAGGAUGCACCAUCCACAGUCCAGUCCAAGAACCUCUUUGUUCCCAAACCUGAAAUCCAGCACCUCUUCAGGGAACCUGAGAAGAGGCCUCCCACUGUGGUAUCCAACACUUUCACAGCAUUGAUUCUUUCCCCCCUGCUUUUGCUGCUCAUUCUGUGGAUAAAGAUAGGUGCCAACAUCUCCAACUUCAGCUUUGCUCCCAGCACCAUUGUUUUUCACAUGGGACAUGCUGCAAUGUUGGGACUCAUGUAUGUCUACUGGACUCAGCUCAACAUGUUCCAGACUCUGAAGUACUUGGCCAUUUUAGGUGGCGUCACAUUCCUGGCAGGCAACAGGAUGCUGGCUCAGAAAGCAGUAAAACGGACACACUAGUACCAGAAGAAUGGAAGAAAUGGGGAAAAACAAGGCAAAUGCCUUCAGAACAGAAGUGAAUAAAUAACUGAAAGACAAGAAGAAGGAAGGCAAAAGCAGAUUUUUUUUUUAUAUUAAGUCAAAAGGGUGCCAGUUACACUUUUUUAAAAAUAUGAUUUUCAUCGUUGUGUUCAUGCUACUUGAGUGCUUUUCAUAUGAAUCCCAAAAAUCCUUUGUUCCCUGGAUCCUCCCCCCUUUUUCUCCCAGGAGGCUUGAAUUUCUGUUAGUAAAAGAGGGGGGGGGGAAUACAAUUCUGCCUUUCCCCAGAUGCCCUCUCCUCAUCCUAAAUGAUUUGUGAAUAAAGAGGAAAGAAUGGUCCUGA
Pygoscelis adeliae (Adelie penguin) is the source of this 2089-nucleotide messenger RNA. RefSeq names its product ribophorin II (gene RPN2). The coding region runs from base 1 to 1728 and encodes 575 amino acids. Gene Ontology annotation, biological process: protein N-linked glycosylation. The record is from RefSeq and is a predicted model, not a curated record. The transcript is spliced from 16 exons. Lineage: Eukaryota; Metazoa; Chordata; Aves; Sphenisciformes; Spheniscidae. Gene Ontology annotation, cellular component: oligosaccharyltransferase complex; membrane.